Nestor notabilis (Kea) is the source of this 598-nucleotide messenger RNA. Its product is annotated as protein farnesyltransferase subunit beta-like. Gene Ontology annotation, biological process: protein farnesylation. Gene Ontology annotation, cellular component: protein farnesyltransferase complex. Gene Ontology annotation, molecular function: protein farnesyltransferase activity. The record is from RefSeq and is a predicted model, not a curated record. The transcript is spliced from 5 exons. NCBI's taxonomy places the organism in Eukaryota, Metazoa, Chordata, Aves, Psittaciformes, Psittacidae. The annotation marks the transcript as partial.
GUGCCAGAACUGGGAGGGCGGCAUCGGUGGAGUGCCGGGGAUGGAAGCUCACGGUGGUUACACCUUCUGUGGCAUGGCAGCGCUGGUGAUCCUCAAACAGGAGCAUCUCCUGAACCUCCGGAGCUUGCUGCACUGGGUCACCAGCCGGCAGAUGCGCUUCGAGGGUGGCUUCCAAGGGCGCUGCAACAAGCUGGUGGAUGGAUGCUAUUCCUUCUGGCAAGCUGGGCUCCUGCCCCUGCUGCACCGAGCCCUCCACGCCAAGGGUGACCCAGCACUGAGCAUGACCCACUGGAUGUUCGACCAGUCAGCGCUGCAGGAAUACAUCCUCCUGUGCUGCCAGUGCCCGGCCGGGGGGCUGCUGGACAAGCCUGGCAAAUCCCGGGAUUUCUACCACACAUGCUACUGCCUGAGCGGCCUGGCCAUAGCGCAGCACUUUGGCAGCGGUGACCUGCACCACGAAGUGGUCCUGGGUGCCCCCGAGAACCGCCUGCAGGCCACGCACCCCGUGUACAACAUCACCCCGGAGAAGGUGGUGCGAGCGGUGAUGCAUUUCCUGCAGCAGCCCGUGCCCAGCCUGGAAAAAAAAGCAUCUGAGUAG